Molecule: messenger RNA, 1572 nt
Organism: Paramecium primaurelia
Lineage: Eukaryota; Ciliophora; Oligohymenophorea; Peniculida; Parameciidae
Source: the annotation of a GenBank genome assembly
AUGUCCGAUAAUUAGUAAUCGUCUGAAAUUCAAGAAUAAAAUGUCUUAGACUCUGUUGUAUAAUAAGAAUAACCUCAAGAAUCUAAAGUUCUCAAUACUUGGGCAAGAUCAUCAAAAGAUCUAAUUGAUAAAUAUAAAAAUAAGUUUGAUGCAUUCAAAGCCAUGGCUGUUCAAGCAGGCUAUGAAAAUGUAACUUAAUAAUCAAUAAAAAUUGAAAAUACUAAUAUAAACAAUAUAGAAGUUAAUAGUAUUAACCAAAAAAUAAAUCCAUAAGAAAAUUAGUAUGGAUUAACAAAAGUAGAAAUAAAACCUAUGGAAAUAUAAUAAUGCAUUAAAUAAUAAUUAAUUUCACAAGAAAUCUCUGAUUAAUAGAAUGAAUAAAUUGAAUAGGAUAUUAAAAAAGAAGUAGAAUAUCCAAAAUAAUUAAUGUAGCCAAAUUAAACCUUUUUUAAAUAAGAACCAAUAAAUUAAUCAGUUGAUUCUGUUAAACAUGAUUUUUGUUUGAAAUUUACUGAUACUUUUAAUAUAGAUUAAUUCUCUGAAAAAUAAGAAAUAUAAUCCCAAAAAAAAUUAGAUGAUUUAUUUAAUUUAGAAUUUGGAAAGAAAAACUCAGAUAUGGAUGUAUAAAAAGAAGUUAUCAUUCAAGAUACUCCAGUGGUAGCAAAUAAUUACAUAGAAUUAUUAGAUUAAUUUAAGAGUGCUACUACAUUAGAGGAUCUAACUGAUUUAUUCAAUAGAAGAACUCCUUUCAAAGAAAGAAAUAAUCAGUAAGAACUUCCAUUAAAUCCAAUAAAUAAUAGUAUCAAUAUUAAUAUAAAUAAUGAUUAAAACCAAAAACAAAAAGUUAAAAAUUUUGAUAAUUUAUUAUAACAAUUUAAUACUCCAAAUAGAUUAAAUUAAGAAGUAUUAAUAGAAAAUGGGAGUGGUAAGAAUGGUGGAACUUAUCUUAAUUCUUAAGUUCCAUAAGUUAACAUUAAAUUGUCUAAUGGUAAAUCUCCAAAUGCAAGAUUUGGUUUUAUAUAAGCAAGUCCAUCUUCAUAAUAUAUUGGUAUAUCAGGACAAAAAACAAAAAAAGAAAAUACUUAUCUAAAUGCUAAAGUUUAAUAAACAAUGAAUUUUACAAUUGAAGUUAAAGAUAAUGUAAAACCUUAUAAAAGAAAAGAUGAAUUAUCAAAUUUCAUGGGUAAAUUAGGUUUAGGUAAAUAUGAAGCACCCAAGGUAACAAUUAAUUUGGAUUAAUAGAAUGGAUAAAGUAAUAAUUAUUAAUAUUUUAUAGAUGCAUUUGAUAGAUUGAAACAUUAUGUUAAUAAUAUUGGGAAUACUAGUGCAAAAAGAGCUACAAGUUCAGGAUUAGAUGAAUUAGUGAAUGAUAAAUCAUUUAAUACUUGCACUUUUAAAUAAUAAAUGAAAGCAUAUAAAAAGGAUAAAGGAGAAAGAGGAGAAUCAACUUAAAAAUAAGGUUUAUCAGUUGAAAAUCCAAUGUUGCAAGAUUAAUCAAUUAAAAAUCUACAUCUUAAAUUAUUACAUCAUUAAAGAGCAAAUUCUUAAGUUGGAAAAGCUGUAAGGAUUUGA